Messenger RNA from Patella vulgata (common limpet), 2987 nucleotides. Its product is annotated as glucose-6-phosphate isomerase. The coding region runs from base 41 to 1717 and encodes 558 amino acids. Gene Ontology annotation, cellular component: cytosol. Gene Ontology annotation, molecular function: carbohydrate derivative binding; glucose-6-phosphate isomerase activity; monosaccharide binding. The transcript is spliced from 17 exons. NCBI's taxonomy places the organism in Eukaryota, Metazoa, Mollusca, Gastropoda, Patellidae. The record is from RefSeq and is a predicted model, not a curated record. Gene Ontology annotation, biological process: glucose 6-phosphate metabolic process; glycolytic process; gluconeogenesis.
CGCUAUUGAAGGUCACUACACUGGUAGAGUUUCGCUGAAGAUGGCAGGACAGCAAAGAAAUCAGCUUACAACUGAGCCGGCUUGGCAGAAUUUGUCGCAAUGUUUUGACCGCAGUGGAUCAAAACUGAACAUUCUGCAAAUGUUCCAGGAAGAUCCUGGUCGAUUUGAUAAAUACAGUUUAAAAUUGAACUCCAAGGAUGGAGAUAUUCUUUUGGACUAUUCAAAGAAUCUUAUCAAUGAUGAAAUCAUGGGUUAUUUAUUUCAACUGGCAAGAGAAAGACAGGUGGAAGCCAUGAGAGAUUCGAUGUUCAUUGGGGAAAAAAUCAACUUUACCGAAAAUCGUGCUGUACUCCACACUGCUCUACGUAAUCAAGCUAAUAAACCAAUAUUGGUAGAUGGAAAAGAUAUUAUGCCAGAUGUUAAUGAUGUUUUACAACAUAUGAGAGAAUUUACAGAUGAGGUUCGAUCUGGUCAAUGGAAGGGUUAUACAGGAAAAUCUAUCACUGAUGUUGUUAAUAUUGGUAUUGGUGGAUCAGAUUUAGGUCCUCUUAUGGUAACAGAAGCACUACAUAAAUAUAAAAGUGGCCCUAAUGCCCACUUUAUAUCUAAUAUUGAUGGAACACACUUAGCUAAAACUCUUCAGAAUCUAAAUCCAGAAACAACUUUAUUUAUUAUUGCUUCAAAGACAUUUACAACACAAGAAACCAUCACUAAUGCUACUUCAGCCAAAGAAUGGUUCUUAAAUAAAGCCAAAGAUUCUGCCACAGUAUCAAAACAUUUUGUUGCAUUGUCCACUAAUGCACCUAAAGUUAAAGAUUUUGGUAUUGACGAGAAAAACAUGUUUGGAUUUUGGGAUUGGGUUGGAGGAAGAUAUUCUUUAUGGUCAGCCAUUGGACUGAGUAUUGCUCUCUUUAUUGGAAUGGAUAAUUUUGUUGAGCUUCAAGCUGGUGCAUUUUAUAUGGAUCAACAUUUCUGUUCAGCACCAUUAGAACAAAACUUGCCUGUUAUUUUAGCAUUAUUGGGUGUUUGGUAUCAUAAUUUCUAUAAAGCUGAAUCAAUAGCUUUAUUACCUUAUGAUCAGUAUAUGCACAGGUUUGCUGCUUAUUUUCAACAAGGUGAUAUGGAAAGUAAUGGUAAAUAUAUAACUAGAAGUGGACAAAGAGUUACGUACACUACUGGUCCUAUUGUCUGGGGUGAACCAGGUACAAAUGGUCAACAUGCAUUUUAUCAACUUAUACAUCAAGGAACUCGUCUGAUACCAUGCGAUUUCUUGAUGCCCAUAGAAACCCAGAAUCCUGUUCAAGGUGGAUUACAUCAUGAAAUUUUACAAGCUAACUUUUUGGCUCAAACUGAAGCAUUGAUGAAGGGUAAGACUCGAGAUGUAGCUGAAGCUGAAUUAAAGCGAGCUGGCAUGAGCGAAGAUAAAAUAGCACAUAUUUUACCACAUAAGGUAUUUGAAGGUAACAGACCUAGUAAUUCUAUCUUGUUCCAGAAGUUAUCACCCUUUACCCUUGGAGCUUUGAUAGCAAUGUAUGAAAUGAAGAUAUUUGUACAGGGUGUAAUUUGGGAUAUCAAUUCCUUUGAUCAAUGGGGUGUUGAAUUAGGAAAAGAACUAGCAAAAGUGAUUCAACCUGAACUGAGAGGUGCUGAACAAGUUUCUAGCCAUGAUGCUUCAACAAAUGGUCUCAUUAAUUUUAUUAAACAACAUCGUAAAUAAUCAGGGUAUAUAUAUCUUGUGGUAUAUCAUGGUGCAAAAUUAAAAUAACAUUGUAGAAGCUUACAUACAUUUGUGUUAACUGUUUAAUCUAUUACAACCCUAUACAUAGAUAUAGUAACUCAAUUAGUUAUUUAUUUAAAAGUGUAUCGGGUCUCAACCCAUUGUUUUAAAUUGUUUCAAUCAUAAUACGCUUCAUUAAGAAUAAUUUAAACCAAAGAUCUACUACCGGUACAUUUUAUAACAAUAUUAAUUUAUUGGUAAUUUAAUCAGUAAACCCUGGUCUUUUCACAAUUUUCUAUUGAUUUAUAAUGCUUCAUUUGAAACAUAGUUUUAUUAUAAUGGCUGAUUUACCUUUGUUUUUGUUAUAUUGUUUAUAGAUGUUUCCAUAUAAAAUAUAUUAAUAUUUUUAAAGUACAAGUUACGGGCAUUCUUUACAUUUUCCCAAACUUAGCCUAGCAUGCUGUCUCUUUGUUUUAAUUAUUGUUAAUCACUCCCCUGAUAUACAAUUAUAUUUUGAGUUAAUAUGUUAUAUGAAUUAUUAAUUAGACAUUUAUUAACAUGACAAGACCAUUAAUCAACUCUUGAUGCCAUCAGAUGGCUCUGAUUUUAAGUGGAUUAGAACGGUUCAGCCAUUUAAUGAUUUAAUUUGAAAAUGGAGAAGCGAGGCUAAGACUUGAAUGACCAGUACAGCAUGAUAAUGCACACAUUUGGUCAAAACUACAACCAUUAAUAACUAUGCUCAAAAUAAAGUAAUUUGAAUGAAAUUUUCAAUAUAAUCAUUUUGCAUAUCUAUUUUUGAAAUAGAUUUUUAUCCAAGCCAUCAGAGGGUCUACAGUGUUGAUUUUGAGCUUGUCAUGUAAAUAAAGGUCUAAUUAAUAAUUUCUAUAACAUCUGAAGCCUAAAUAAAGACUUGUAAUAGGCAGAUUUAGCUCUUGCAUAAUGUAUGUUUAAGUAACAUACUAAAGAUAUGCUACUAUCCACUGAACAUAUCACUGUAACCAAUCCCUUAACUCUGUUGUCCUCCGGUCCCUAAAUCUGACUCUUUAUUUUAAUUCUAAAAUAUUAAUCUUAAGACAGAAUUUCCAUUGAUUGUUUUGUUUGUAAUUGAAAUCUUGUAAAACUCACUUCUAGUUCAAUAUCUAUUUAAUAGACAUGCUGAAAAUCAAUUGUAAAAAAUUCUGUGCAGAUAUAAUGUUGUUCUGAUAAAGAGUUUUUAUGAAGAAUGUUUAAUAUUUGUUGAUGCUAAUUAAAGGGAAUGUAUAUUAAACAA